AUGGAGAGGAAGGAACAAAUCUUGACCUUCCACAAUCCUCAGGCCCCCAAAAUGAAGGGAAACCGGAACUACCUAAGGCCUACCCUCCCCAUCAAUGAAGAACCGAAUGCCUCCAUGCCACACGAGAAGCAACGGUACCAUAUGGAUCGGACAUCCACCUACAUCCGAAUGUUCUGUGGAAGUCUCUGUGGCUUGAGCCUCCUGAUGGUGCUCUGUACCUGCCCACUGAGCUGGGUGGAGUUCCUGGUGACCAAAACCGGUCUGCAGUUGUAUGCAGGACUUUGGACCAUAUGUAAACAUGAGAUGUGCUGGAGCCACACCCCCAAGCCACCCUAUUAUCUCCAGAGCUCCAGGGUCUUCUGCCUCAUCUCUGUCUUUGCCAUACUUUUUGCUCUUGGCUGGCUCUUUAGCUCUUGUUUCCAUGGAAGAGAAAGCAUGAUCACCAACUUGGAUAUGAAGGAAUCUCUGCUCAGCUUCUUAACAGCCUUCUGCUUGUUCCUCUGCCUCUACCUGUUUCUGGCACAGGUUCACUGGCAUCGAACGGAUGUCAUGGAGUCCAAUUUCCUAUGGCCCUAUUAUCUUAAUUGGUGGAGUACCAUCCUAUACGUGUGUGCAGGGAUCAUCUCUUUUCUCAACUAUGUAAUUUCCCAAUAUCUCCCUUCUGAGGAAAAUUUCACUGUGAUUCCAACAGAGAAGUCAAGGCUGGGUUUUGGCCCUGUGACCACAGUAUCGUUGGCUGAAGAUAAAGCACAGGCAUCUGAAGUGGAACUUCCAGAUGAAGAACCGCCUCGGUGCCAUGACGUCACUAUAUACCUGAACCCCUCGGCGCGUUCGAAACCAGUGGGCAGCUCGCACGCGCUUCACCUGUCACACGGCCGACGGGUUCCGCGGACAACCGCCGCCUCCCCAGUCAGCAGUAGCACGGGCAACAGGAAUUUCAGCUCCGCGUCCGGCGGCUUCCGGGAGCGACGGCGGGGCGGGCGGGAAGCGCCGGCACCGCCCGAGAGGCGGGCCGCCCUCCCCUUGGGAGGCCGAGCGAGGGCUGGGUCCCUGACGGCCCGCGGCAGGAAUCAACUCCGGGGCGGCCCCGGGGCGCCUCUACCCGCGCCCCGCCGGCCGCGGCCUCUCCACGUUAAAGGUCUCCGGACCUCCACCUGCUCCCAGAGCCACCACGGACCCGAGUGCGAAGGAAAGCGAUUCCCGCGCGCCGCCUUCGCCGCCGCCGUGCUCCGAGGGACCCCGCCGGCCGAGCCGUGGGGUCUCCCCACACUCCACGCAGGGGCGGCGGGGCGGGGCGCGAUGACGCACAGAGGAGUGACGUGA
This is a messenger RNA of Dipodomys ordii (Ord's kangaroo rat), 1323 nucleotides long. It is a transcript of the gene Tmem202, whose product is annotated as transmembrane protein 202. Bases 1 to 1323 code for a protein of 440 amino acids. Lineage: Eukaryota; Metazoa; Chordata; Mammalia; Rodentia; Heteromyidae. The record is from RefSeq and is a predicted model, not a curated record. The transcript has 6 exons. Gene Ontology annotation, cellular component: plasma membrane.